Messenger RNA from Eimeria acervulina, 5664 nucleotides. RefSeq lists its product as hypothetical. Bases 1 to 5664 code for a protein of 1887 amino acids. Gene Ontology annotation, molecular function: transcription coregulator activity. Gene Ontology annotation, biological process: regulation of transcription by RNA polymerase II. The record is from RefSeq and is a predicted model, not a curated record. Lineage: Eukaryota; Apicomplexa; Conoidasida; Eucoccidiorida; Eimeriidae. The transcript has 6 exons. Gene Ontology annotation, cellular component: SWI/SNF complex; nucleus.
AUGCAGAAGCAGCAGCAGCAGCAGCUGCUGCUGGAGCAGCAGCACCAGCAGCAGCAGCAGCAGCAGCAGCCCCGGCCGCGCCAGAUGCUGCAGCAACAGCUAACGGAGGAAGUGCUGCUCUUGAAGGAGGCAGAGCAGCAGCAACAACAGUUGAAAUGCAGGCAGCAGCAGCAGCAGCUAGGCGCUCUAGACCUGUGCAGUCCAUGCCCUUCAGCCUACGCACGCAGCGAAUCAGCAGCAGCAGCAGCAGCAGCGGCAGUAGGUGCUUCUGCUGCUGCUGCCGCUGCUGCUGGACGGCGUCGUUGCAGCAGUGCCCGUAUGGCUACAGAUCGCGUUCCUGCUGCUGCUUCUGCUUUAGCAGCAGCAGCUGCUGCUGCUGCAUUGGAUUGCACAGUUAAGUCCCCAUGGAGCAGCAGCGAAGAGAAAGAGGUGCGGCUGCUGACGCGCAGCUCAGCAGCAGCAACUGCAGCAGCAACUCCUCUCGCUGCUGCAGCUUCAUCGCCAGAUGACGAUUCAGAAAACAAGAAGCAGCAGAAGCAGCAGCAGCAGCAGAAGCACGAGCAUCCGGCUUACCAGCAGCAGAUUAGGGCAGAGAAUCAGCAGCCACAGCAGCAGCAGGCAGAGCCUCACGGGCAUGAUCAGACUGGGAAGCAACAGCAGCAGCAAGAGCAGCAGCAGCAGCAGCAGCAGCAACUAGCUUGCUCGCUGCAGAAAGAGGAAAGUUGCAACUCAACUGUUGCUCAGGACCAGCAGAAGCAGCAGCAGCAGCAAGUGCAGCAGCAGAUACAGCAGCAACAGGAUCUAAAGGCUCCUGUGGAGGGGCCUCAGCAGGCAAGCGCUACAACAGAAGCAGCAGCAGCUGCUGCUGCAGCGGCUGGUGUAGAGGCAGAUGUUGUGGCUGCUGAUGUUCCUGCUGCUGCUGCUGCUGCGAGAGAUCGGGUAGGCGCUAGCGCCAGCUGCUGCAGCAACAGGAGAAGCAGCAGCACGAAGAGCAACAAGUAUCGGCAAGGACAGGAACGCAGUAGCCCUCAAGGUAGCAGCAGCAGCAGCAGCAGCAACAGCAGCAGGCCUCACAGGAAGCCCGCUAUUCUUGCUGUUGCCCCUCGGGUUUGGGACGAGCGCGACUUUGCUGCUGCUGCUGCAGCAGGUGCUGAUGCUGCAGCUGGUGCUGCUGCAAACUUCUUAGAUGCUGCUGCUGCGGCAGCUCGGGCUCAGCUCGUGCAGCAGCAGCAGCAGCAGCAGCAAACGCGCAUGCAGCUGCAGCGGCUGCGCCAGGCAGCAGCAGAACUAUCGAGGGUCUGCAUCGUGAAACAGAAGGAGCUGCUGCUGCUGCAGGAAGCAGCUGAAGGUGCAGCACUAGACAGCAGCAGCUGCAGCAACGGUAGCAGCAGCAAGCGUGGGGAGGACGACAGCGAGGUUGCUGCUGCUGCAGCUCUGUGCCAUGUAGAGGAGCUGCUGUUGCUGCUGCAGCAGCAGCAGCAACAGCGUGAGCAGCAGCUGCAGCAGCUCAAGAUUGAAGAGAGGAGGCUGCUGUUACUGCUGCAGCAGGGAAGCCAGAGAAGGCAGCAGCAAGUGGCAAGCCUUUGCAAAGAAGUUCUGUUUCCAGUUCUUUGUUUGGUGUCGGGUGUCUUCGCCACGGCCGCCUCCGCCUCAAGCGGAGAUUCGCUUUAUCAACUUGUUGCAGCGCUGGGGCGGCAGCGGCUGCUGCUGCAGCUGAACGAAGCCUCGUAUCCUUCCUUAGAUGUCUCGCUGCAGGGGCUUUGCUUCUACUUUGCUGCUGCAGCGCAGCAGCAGCUCAUGAAGAAGCUGCAGCUAUUGCUGCAGCAGCUACAGCAGCAGCAACUGCCGCUGCGCCUGCGACUGCGAGCUGCGGAAGAGAUCCGAUCCGAGCAGCAGCAGCAGCAGCAACAAGGAACUGCUGCUGCUGUUGCUGCAGCACCUGCAUCGUGUCUCUCCACAGGCAUCGCUGAGGCGCUGCAGCAGCUGCUGCUGCCGCUGCUGCAGCAAGCAGCAGAAGCACAAGUUGCUGCUGUGUGGCUGCAGCUGCUGCAGGUCUUCCGGGAGGCUCUUCGUAGUGCUGUGGGGGCGUUGCAAAGGCAGGCGGUCAACUCUGCAGCAGCAGCAGCAGCAGCAGCAACAGCAACGGCCGCAGCAGCAGCUCCCCAGGCCUCUCCGCCUAUCAUUUGGCUUCCUAUUGCCGAUGCUGCUGCUGCUGCUGCGCUGCAUGCACGAGCAGUCAGAGCACUGCAGCUGGACGUUCACUUCAGCAGCAGCAGCAGCAGCAACAGCAGCAGCAGCAACGACGGGGUAAGCAACAUCAUGGCACUGCACGCUGCAGCAUCAGCUGCUGCUGCCGCUGCAGCUGCUGCUGCUGCUGAGAGGGAAGAAGCAGCGAGUCCCCAUGCGGCUCAUCACAAGCCGCACACUGCAGCUGCAGCAGCAGCAGCUGCUGCUGCUGCUGCUGCGAAGUUCCAAAGCAUCUUUUGCUUCCUGGGGGCACCUUAUCGACUUAGGCUGCUUCCAGAGGGAGCUCAGCAGCAGCAGCAGUUGCAGCAGCAGCAGCAACGACAGCAACAGCAGCAAGGGGCGGGCUUGCACUUGUCGCUGCAGGCUAGUUCCUUAGACCUGCUGUGCUCAGCAGCAAACGACGCCACGCUGCUGCUGCUGCUCUGCAUGCAAAUUGAGCGGUCCUUGCAGCAAGCAGCAGAAACAGCAGCAGCACGCUGCACUACUCAGCAGCAGCAGGUACUGCUUGGAAGUGCCCCCAGCAUCAGCAGCUGCAGCAGCAGCAGCUGCAGCAGCAGUAACAGCAGCAGUUGCUGCUACCAGCAGACCGCCUCCCCUUCCCUAAAAGCAGAGGUGCAUAGUAGCAAAGUCACAUCGGUCAAUCAGCUGCAGCAGUUGCCGCAGCAGCAGGGACAGCAGCAACAGCAGCAGCAGCAGGAGAAGCAGCAGCAGCAACAGGAUAAGCAGCACGGGACCCGCUGGCAGGGGCUGCUGUCCUCAGUGAGAGGAGGCCUCAAUAAUCUGCAGCAGCUUGCUGCUGCUGUUCCUGGGCGUCUGUACACUCCAACAUCAGCUGCAGGCGACCAGCAGCAGGAACAGCAGCAGCAGCAGCAGCAGCAGCAGCAGUCUCGCAGCAGCAGUAGCAGUCCGCCUCGGUCCGACUCAGCACCAGCAGCAGCAGGAGAAGCAGCAGCUGCUGCAGAGACAGCCUCGGACAGCAGCAAAGGUGCUGCUCGCAUGAUUUCUUUGUGCUGCCUAUCGAAUUCCAGCGGUGCAGCAGCAGCAGCUGCAGCAGCAGCAAGAACAGCAGCAGCAGCCGACGCAGCAGCUGCAGCUUCGAGGCGUCUGGCGAGGAGGGAGCAAGAGCUGCUGCAGCAGGAAGCAGCAGAAGUUCAUGAGGGUAUUUCUGUUGGCUGUGCUGCUGAAGCUGUCUCUUGUGCCCGCCUGCUGCGGCGGCUGCAGCAGCAAAUAAGUGCUGCUGCUGCUAAGCCAUUUGAGGAAGCGAUGAGGCAGCAACAGCAGCGGGAAGGCUUCCUCUCUCGUCUUCUGCUGCAGCUGCAGCGAGACAGCGAUUUGCUCUUCAAGGCAUUUUCAUCGUUUGUGGCGUCGCAUGCAGCAGCAGCAGAGAGGCAGCAGCAAGCCGCAGCAGCAACAGCAGCACGAACUCUAGGACAGAAUCUGCUGCUGCUGCACUUGCUGCAGCAGUUCCUCAUGUCUCCAGCUGCUGCCUCCCAGGACCGCCUGCUGCAGCUGGUAGAGUGUCUUGCGACCCCACGCUCUGCUGCUGCUGCUGCUGCUGCAGCUGCUGCAGCACAGGGCGCAGCAGCAGCUGCUGCUGCAGCAGCAAAAGUUAUUGCUGCUGCCUGCCGACUCGCUGCGGGUUUCGUGACUCUCCGAACAGACCUAUCGCUGCAGCAGCGGCAGCAGCUUCUUGCUGCUGUAUGCGCGCGGCUGCAGCAGGCCGCUGCAUGCGCGCUGAAGGAGCAGCAGCAGCAACAGCAGCAUCAGCAACACCAGCAGCAGCACCAGCAGCAGCACCAGCAGCACCAGCAGCAGCAGCACCAGAUGCAGUAUCAGCAGCAGCAGCAGCAGCAGCAGCAGCCAAACACUGACAGUUUUAGGUGCUUCGUGUGGCGGCAUGGUUUGCUUCCAGUUGGCUGCAGCACAGUCCUCAUAGCACCGCAGCAGCAGAAGCAGCAGCAGCAGCAGCAGCAACCUGUGGCUGAGCGUCGUAUCUCUGGGCUGGAGGGACCUGUUGUUCGGGGACGAGCAGCAGCAGCACCAGCAGCGAGAGCAGCAAAUGCGGCAGCGGAGUGGGAAGAGCCAUGGGCUGUGGUAGAGGUAGCUACACUGCAGCAGCAGCAGCAGCCGCAGCAGCAGCUGCAGCAGCGACGGCAGCAGCAGCAGCCGCUGGACUGCUUUUUGCAGCAAGAAGUGUGCGAAGUCCGCAAGGGUUGCCUUUGGUUGCUGCCGCGCCCCAGCAGCAGCAGCAAAAGGGCUGCAGAAGCAGCAGCAGCAGCAGCGGCGCGUAUUCCCCUUGAUGCCUUCUGCUGCAUUAGGGCUCCUGCCCGUGCUGCGGUGUCUCCAGGCAGCGAUCGCAGCAAGCAAUGGCGGCAGCAGCAGCAGCAGCAACAGCAGCAGCAACAGCAGCAGCAGCAACUGCAUAAACAGAAACAGCAGCAGCAGCACAGAAAACGCUGUUGCUGCUGUGGUGCUUCCGAGGAGGAGCUGCUGCUGCCGGGAGUUGCCAGGACGCAGCAACUAAUUCUCAGCUUCAGCGACGGGGUGCGAGUGCCGCUGCGGCUGCUCUUUGCUGCAGCAGCAGACCGUAAAGAGUGCCUCCAGGCCAUCAAGAGGGAACUAGCAGCUCUGAAACAGAAGCACAGCAGCAGCAGCUGCAGCAGCAGCAGCAACAGCAGACGUCGUAAGAGGCGGCUUGUUGCGAAGGACACAAGAGAUGAACACGGAGGGGCUAUUUGUUUCUUCCCAGGGCCCCAGCUGCAGCAGCAUUUGGCUGCUGCAGUUGCUGCUGCUGCUGCUGCUAGCGAUGCUGAGUGCGGUGCAGCCGCAGGCAAAAUCCAUGCAAGCUGCAGCAGAACCAGCACUAAGAGCAGCAGAUAUGAGCCUCCUCCCCCUUCGGGAGCGUUGCUGCAGCCGUUGCUAACACCUACAGCGAAUAGGUCCAGUCAGCUGUAUCUGCUGCAGCAGCAAGACCUGCCUGCAGCAGCAGCAGCAGCGGUUCUUCCCUCGCAGCAGAUGUCAGUGACUUCCAGCCCAGCAGCAGCAGCAGCAGCAGCAGCAACAGCAGGAAGAGGAUCUCUGUUGCGUCGUUUUGUCGGGUUGCUUUUUGGUGGUGCUGGGCCCUGUACUGAAAAAAAAGCAGCAGGACCCCAAGCAGCAGCAGCAGCAGCAGAAGAUUCAUUUCCCGCUGCUCACUGGCUGCUGCAGUCCGAAGACGAGACUUCCAACAGCAGCACCAACAGCAGCAGCAGCAGCAGCAGUUCUGAGUCUGAAGGGGAGGCCACUUUUGCUCCGCCGCGCCAAAGUGCACAAAGACGUAAGCAGCCUUCACGGCGUGCAGCAGCAGCAGCAGCAGCUGCUGCUGCUGCUGCUGCUGCAAGGACUUCUGCUGCUGAGAUAAUGCUCUUUCCGGCCUGA